This is a messenger RNA of Chionomys nivalis (European snow vole), 3967 nucleotides long. It is a transcript of the gene Akt1s1, whose product is annotated as AKT1 substrate 1. The coding region runs from base 2381 to 3247 and encodes 288 amino acids. The transcript is spliced from 4 exons. Gene Ontology annotation, cellular component: cytoplasm. The record is from RefSeq and is a predicted model, not a curated record. Gene Ontology annotation, biological process: negative regulation of TOR signaling; negative regulation of protein kinase activity; neurotrophin TRK receptor signaling pathway. Lineage: Eukaryota; Metazoa; Chordata; Mammalia; Rodentia; Cricetidae.
GAGGCGGCGUUGUGAGCUGGGGUUUGGGGAGGAUCUGGCUUUCCUUAGGUUGAGGGGCCAUGGGAAGGCGUACGGCCAUGGGAAGGGUACAGUGUGCGUAGGUCAGGGAGCAGUGAUCUCCUUGUGACCCUUGGCUGAGUGCUGAAAUGGCUAACGCUCAAUCCCUCGUGUCUGACUCGCGACGAAAGCUAGACAAGCUUCACCUCGGUGUUGCAAACGGGCUGGGACUCUCAAUUGGAGGCGAACCAAGUCCAUGCGGUUGUGUUUUGGGGGGGUCCACUGGUGGGUGAGGGGGUGUCCAUGGGCGGGACUUCCGGUCAGAUCCCCGCCGGGGGCGGGACUUCUUGUUUUCUUCCUAGAGUAGGGGCCUCGCUGGUCCGCGGGCGUGGUUCAGCCCCGGGCCGCAGCCUUCGGUGGUAGGAUCCCCCUGGGACGCCCCGCUCUGCGUCCCGUGCUGCAGCCGUUUCUUUCCCUAUCUCCCGUCACACCUGCCCUGGGAGGCCUGCACUUUCCCGCUGGAUAGCUCCCCCUUGCUGGUCUGCCCCUGCCUCUCACCUCAUAGGAGAUCACAGGCCUAGGAGGUCCGAGUAAGUCGCCCUCCUUUGAGCCGCCUUCAGAAGCCACUCAGCCUGUUUUCACACUGCUGCUGCUAGGAGCUGGGUCCUGCCAUCAUUUGCUCUCUCCUCAGAGAAUUGAGGACCCAGGCUAAUAGCAUACAGGUCGUGCCAUCUUUUGGACCAGUCACUUUUCUCGCCCUGAGUCUUAGCCUUAUGUUUCCAGCCUCCUUUCUCAGCUAGGAAGGGUGUGAGAUGAGAGUAGGAGUCGCUGGGUGCCUCCUAAAGCUUUGGUGGGACUUUGAAGUCCAAAGACAGCGUUAUCAAACCACUACAGCUCAUUUCUGCGGCUGUGGCAAGUGUCUGCAGCUUUCUCCUCAAUGGAAAGUUGGGAUGGGCAGUCUAGUGUCUUGAAGCAGGCAGGGUAGAGUUCAGGAUUGGCAAAGGGCUCUGGACAGACUGUCCUUGUCAGUGGCCAGUUCGGCUGGUGGGACAGUCAAGAUCUGGUCUUCCUGAGUUUGGAGCUUAAGUCCUGAAGAUGCAGUGACCACCGCUCUUCAUGCCAUAGGAAGUGAGAGGUCGCUUAGGAAUGGUUAUCGCAUUCUGGUCCAGUGUGUGAGCAGUUCCCACCUUGGGGGGUUGGGUGGAAGGUGGCAGGGUGGAGUCUUUUGAGUGUGCAGGACAGCUUGCAAGCUGCAACCGGAUUCCAGAUUCAGCUUCUCUUUACUCUGGUCCUGAUGCGCUUGAAUCCCUCCGAGGGUGAGGUGUGCACUACCUGUGUGUGUGGAAAGAGGCACCGUGGUCCAUGGUCCCACUACAGGAGCCAGGAGCUAGGCAGCGGUGCAGCUGUCAGCGGGCACUGAGGACCUGGAAAAGCCUGAGCAGCUUGCGCCCUCCUUCCCCCACAUUCAGCCAGAGCUCAGCCUUGUCCUAAGAGAGUGGCCCUGGAAGCCCAGUAGGGGGACUGGGGUGAUUCAGGGAGGGACUGUCUCCCUCCCCAGCUGAGUGUAAGGUUGGCAGUGACCUGAGGCCAGUGAGCUGAGUGUGCGGUUCAUCUGGUCCUGGAAACUCUGAAGGGCAGAGCUCCACAGCAGUGGAGGAGGACCGGCUGGACCAAAUGAAGGAUGGAGGCCUGGCAGGGGCCAGGGUGCUUUGCUGCAGAAACUGUGCAAGUCACCUGUGGUUUUCCUGGAGCCCGGUCUCUGUGACAGUUUGGCUCCAGCCUCUGAGUGCUGUGGUUUCAGGUGUAUGCCCCCCAUGCCUGGCUCAUGUUGUUAACACCCUACACACCGAGGACAAGGUGCACAUGAAAUCCAUGUAAGUCUUCAAAGACACAGGCUGGGUGUGUGCGCUGCACACCUCAAAUCCCAGCUACUCCGGUAGUGGAGGAAGGAGAGUCGCUAGGGCUGCGUGUUGGUCCUAGCUUACAAGCCAGACAGGCCUUAAUGUGGCUGAGUUGGUUCUUGCCAGCACUCAGGAAGUCUUGAGUUCAGUUCCCAGCCCCACAUAAACCAGGUGUGGUGGUGUGCAUGUGUAACCCCAGCACUCACGAGCUGGACACAUGGGGGUCAGGACUUAAAGGUUAUCUGUAGCCAUAUAGUGACAGGAAUACUUGAGACCCUGUUGCAAAAAAUAGGAAGACCCCAGGCUGAAAUAACCACCGACCAAUUUGGCUACAGCGCUCAUAGCCAACGCAGGUGAAGACUUCAGACUUUGGAGUGGCCCCUGUGUGGAGCUGGAAAUGAUGGUGGCUAGUACGGUUGGGGGCCGGGGGGAGCAGGAGCAGGUUUGGGAAAGGGGUGAAGCUCAGCUGAGAGGUGCAUGCCAUGGAAGGGGAGUCGCAUUGGGGCACUCGGCCCUCAGGAUGGGUAGUGAUGGCACAGCCUCAGUCCCUCUGUCCUGCUCUGGCCUACAGGGCGCGGAUGGCGUCUGGGCGGCCAGAGGAACUGUGGGAGGCCGUUGUGGGGGCCGCCGAGCGCUUCCGGGCCCGCACUGGCACAGAGCUGGUGUUGCUGACUGCAGCGCCACCACCGCCACCCCGCCCAGGGCCCUGUGCUUAUGCCGCCCAUGGCCGCGGGGCCCUGGCAGAGGCUGCACGCCGCUGCCUCCACGACAUCGCUCAGGCACACAGGGCUGCCACCGCCACCCGACCUGGUCCCCCACCAGCACCACAGCCGCCCAGCCCUGCUCCUAGCCCUCCGCCUCGGCCAGCCCUGGCCAGGGAGGAUGAUGAGGAAGAUGAAGACGAGCCCACUGAGACAGAGACUUCUGGGGAGCGGCUGGGCGGUAGCGAUAAUGGAGGACUCUUCAUGAUGGAUGAGGACGCCACUCUCCAAGACCUGCCCCCCUUCUGCGAGUCAGACCCGGAGAGCACAGAUGACGGCAGCCUGAGUGAGGAGACCCCCGCCGGUCCCCCAGCCUGCCCCAAGCCUCCGGCCGCAGCCCUGCCCACCCAGCAGUACGCCAAGUCCCUGCCUGUGUCGGUGCCAGUGUGGGCCUUCAAGGAGAAGAGGACAGAGGCGCGAUCUUCAGAUGAGGAAAACGGCCCGCCCUCCUCGCCCGACCUGGACCGGAUCGCCGCUAGUAUGCGGGCACUGGUGCUGCGGGAGGCCGAAGACACCCAGGUCUUCGGGGACCUGCCGCGGCCGCGACUCAACACCAGCGACUUCCAGAAGCUGAAGCGGAAAUACUGAGCGGGCAGCAUGCCCAGCGGGCUGAGGCCGGCGGAAGGCCACUGUCGCCUUUGGUCUGUGAGCCAUGAGCCUUCUCCGCCCAGCAACAGGACCAUUCUUUACGGGAUUGGCUCGCUCCGGUUUGGAGCGGGGCUAGUUCUAAAACGCUCAGUGGGUCAACUCCGUCUCUUGCCUAGCAACAGAAGCUUUACCCGCGCAUCCUUGGCUCGCUGCCCAAGCACGGAGCCCAUCUGCGGGACCAGGCGAUGGCUCCGCCCAUGUCCGGAGAGUCGCCCGUAAUCCUUCUUGAAUCCCCCAUCCGAUUGGCCCUGGCCUCCUGGGGGCGUGGCCAAGCCCUCCCGAACCCAGAAUUGGCCCGAGGCCUUGAGUUUGUUACACUACUAGGGCUGGGUUUUUUGUUUGUUUGUUUUGGCCCGAAUCCUGACACUUGUAUCCGGUACCCCACGGGAUGGUCCGGUCCCGCUCUGCGUCUAACGCCCCCAUAAGUUUCUCCCCACGACAGCCUGUCCAUCAAAGUCUGUCCUAUACCCAGGGCGGUACCAGUUUCCUGUGUCCCGUCCCCCCAACCCCCGACCCCAACAGGUGCCUUAAAGGGCCCUCUUCCACCCAAGGUAGGGGGCCUCACUCUCCGGCCCUGGCCCUGGCCCUGGGUGCGGGAGAGUGGGGUGGGGACCGGGGGUCGCGAGGGGCGCUCUGAAAUUAAAGUUUUACCUCUGGCUA